Closterium sp. NIES-65 is the source of this 1065-nucleotide messenger RNA. NCBI's taxonomy places the organism in Eukaryota, Viridiplantae, Streptophyta, Zygnematophyceae, Desmidiales, Closteriaceae. The record is from the annotation of a GenBank genome assembly.
AUGGCGGGGAGUGAUCCGUGGCGGACGGAUCCGCGCCACGGAGCAGGUGGCGAUCUUGGGUACCGCCAAGAGACGGGAGCGUACCGCUCGCCGGAAGCAAGCUAUCGUCGUCGCGAAGAUCGGAGUCGCGGGCGAGGCUUGGAGGGACUAUUUUCGGGCCGAGAGGGAGACCUCAACGCCGGCGGAGGAGAGGACGACGCGGCGGAUACCUCGCAGGAGUUUGAGCGCGAUGACGUGGCAGAGGCCGGCGACGAAGUCCGGAAGGAGGACGCAGGCGGGCAGCGCGACAUGCCCGUGGAAGCAACGGAGGCAGACCCUGCGCCAGGCGAGGCGGAAAAGGCAGGCGAAGGGGAGACGGGCGGAACUGGUGGCGGACAAAGCGCGCGAAGGGAGGCGCACGUUUCCGGGAAGCAGGCGUAUGGCGGGGAGCAGGGCUGCGACGCGCCGCACUCGCCAGAUCCGCGUCAGCAGCAUGACGGAAAGCGGGAAAGCGGUCCGCGCGCGCCAGAUCUGCACCCGCAUCGUGACGAGAGGCGAGGAGACGGAUCGCGUUCGCCUGAUCCGCGUCAGCAUCGUGACGGAAGGCGGGGAGGCGGGUCGCGCUCGCCGGAUCCACGUCAGCAUCGGGGCGGGAAGCGGGGAAGCGGGUCGCGCUCCUCGGAUCCGUGGAGAUAUCGCAGCGGGAGGCGGGGAGGCGGGUCGCGCUCACCGAAUUCGUAUCAGCCGCAUCACGGGGCGCGGGGAAGCGGGCCACGCUCGCCAGAUCUGCGCCAGCGUCGUGAGGGAAGGCAUGGAGGCGAGUCGCGUUCGCCAGAUUCGUAUCGGCAGCAUAGCGAGAGGCGGAGAGGCGGGGUGCGCUCGCUAGACCCGUAUCAGCAACACGAAGGAAGGCAGGGAAGCGGGCCACGCUCGCUAGAUCUGCGCAAACAUCAUGAGGGGAGGAGGGGAGGCGAUUCGAGCUCGUCUGAUCGAUCGGCGAGGAAAGAUGGGUGGGGAGGAAAGGCGAUGGGAAGCAAGGCAGGAUCAGCAGAGAAGCAGGGGUGUGGGCAGCGGUUUGGCGAAUAG